Macadamia integrifolia is the source of this 844-nucleotide messenger RNA. RefSeq lists its product as uncharacterized. The record is from RefSeq and is a predicted model, not a curated record. Gene Ontology annotation, molecular function: protein binding. NCBI's taxonomy places the organism in Eukaryota, Viridiplantae, Streptophyta, Magnoliopsida, Proteales, Proteaceae. Bases 163 to 789 code for a protein of 208 amino acids. The transcript is spliced from 3 exons.
UCAUGGGCUGCCCUGUUAUCAUUCUCCAAUUUCCUCCAAGCACCUCAAAUACAAUACAGUUCUUUCAAUUUCUCCUGGCAGUGGAGGAGGACUCUGGUGCUUGCCAGGUCAUAUUUGUUUAUCGGCAAAACCCAGCGAACCAAGGCGUUGGAGGGUUCCUGUAUGCAACGCGACCAAGGCGCUUGGAGUCUUGGAUGCCUUGACAACUAUGCUAGACCACAUCACCUGCCUUCCCGCCUGCAUUCUUGGAGAUGUUGCCAUGUUAAAGGUGAAAAUUCAGAGGGGGCUUUAAGCGGUGAAAGCAUUGUCUUGGAUGAACAAACAUUAGAACAAGAACUGCAGAUGGCCAUUGAGGAAGAAAACUAUGCUCGAGCGGCAAAAAUCAGGGAUAGCCUCCGGCUUCUUCAUGAUGACGGCAAGGCUUCUGUGCUAGCAGCAAAUAAUCGGUUUUACAAUUCGUUCAGGAAAGGAGACAUGGCUGCCAUGCGAGCCCUGUGGGCAAAAGGGGAUAAUGUGUGUGUUGUACAUCCUGGUGUGGGUGGGAUAUCAGGUUACGAUCUCGUCAUGGGAAGCUGGGAGUUUGUAUGGGCAGACUAUGAAUUCCCGCUUGAGAUUGAGGUAAAAGAUGUUCAAGUUCAUGUCAAAGGUGACGUUGGGUAUGUCAAAUGCAUUGAAGUGGUUAAGACCAAAGGCAGCCGUUGGGGGAAACAGUAUGUAAUAAACGUGUUUGAGAAAAUUGAUGGUCAGUGGUGUAUUUGCAUUCACCAUGCUUCAUAUGUUGACUUGUGAAGCAGAUUAAUUGUAAUAUUUUCUACAUCAAGAUAACAUCAUCUCAUUGGUACAA